Messenger RNA from Penicillium digitatum Pd1, 774 nucleotides. The record is from RefSeq and is a predicted model, not a curated record. NCBI's taxonomy places the organism in Eukaryota, Fungi, Ascomycota, Eurotiomycetes, Eurotiales, Aspergillaceae.
AUGACUUCCAAGUCCAAACCCACCAUGAAUCCCACAGUGGAGGAUGAAGUUGGCGAUGCCCAUACUAAUCCAAAUGCCCAACCCAAUGCAAAUGAUAUAUCAGUCCCAUGGUCGGAGCUUUUUCUUUGCGACCAGAUUUUCUCCCGUCACGAGGCCGUUCUCUGCUCCCAUCUCGAAAUGCUUAGCAUGGUGAAGGAGCAGAUUGCUCCGGAGGUCAAUGGCUUCCAAACCGUCUCGUCAAUGGUGAACAAAACAGUGUUGGCGAUGAACCAGCUGAAGAUAGCUAGAAAACACAUGAUGAGCAAAACCGCAACACCCUCAACCUCCAGUUCCUCUAACUCUUCCAACCCCACACAAUCGACUGACACAGAGGCCAAUACCCGCAAGAAAAGACGCAGAAUCUCGAGGGACACCGACACAGACCGUCCUGGGGCUACGGACGAGACGCGAGCUCCCAAACGAUACCGUGACUCCUCCUUCCAGCCAAGCACCGAGCAAGAUGGAGAAUUUGUGUCGUUUUCACUUGGAACAGAAGAUAUCUCCGCAGAAGUCCAGCGACGACUGAAAAUCAAGGAGGAGCAACGUUUGAAAAAAGAAAACCCCAAAGCGGAUAAACGCAAGCGCGAUAGUCUCGCCUCAGAUGAAGGUGAAUCGCCUAUUACAUCCAGGCCUCGGAGAAAACGGUUUAGGCUGGGAACUGCGUAUCAGAGAUCUAGUGAUUUGGCGGACAAUGACGCGGGUUCUCCGAACAAGAAACGACGCACAUCGCCCUAA